This is a messenger RNA of Schistocerca americana (American grasshopper), 441 nucleotides long. Its product is annotated as RNA-binding protein 25-like. The transcript has 4 exons. The record is from RefSeq and is a predicted model, not a curated record. The coding region runs from base 1 to 441 and encodes 146 amino acids. Lineage: Eukaryota; Metazoa; Arthropoda; Insecta; Orthoptera; Acrididae.
AUGGACCAAAGGGAACAGUUUAAGGGAAUAGCAGUCAUUGCCAACAUUACAAGAACAACGGCAGGUAGGCCAGAGCAGCAAGCAAAGAUGGAACCAGGCACGGGGGUAGGUUACAAAGUUGGUGCGGGGGUGAGACAGAGAGAGAGAGAGAGAGAGGGGCAGGAGAGACAGAGAGAGAGAGAGAGAGAGAGGGGCAGGAGAGACAGAGAGAGAGAGAGAGAGAGAGGGGCAGGAGAGACAGAGAGAGAGAGAGAGAGAGAGGGGCAGGAGAGACAGAGAGAGAGAGAGAGAGAGAGGGGCAGGAGAGACAGAGAGAGAGAGAGAGAGAGAGGGAGAGAGAGAGAGAGAGAGAGAGGGGCAGGAGAGACAGAGAGAGAGAGAGAGAGAGAGAGAGAGAGAGAGAGAGAGAGAGAGGGGCAGGAGAGACAGAGAGAGGGGUGA